Messenger RNA from Peromyscus eremicus (cactus mouse), 1188 nucleotides. Its product is annotated as cyclin-dependent kinase inhibitor 2A-like. Lineage: Eukaryota; Metazoa; Chordata; Mammalia; Rodentia; Cricetidae. Gene Ontology annotation, cellular component: nucleus. The coding region runs from base 18 to 629 and encodes 203 amino acids. Gene Ontology annotation, molecular function: protein kinase binding; cyclin-dependent protein serine/threonine kinase inhibitor activity. The record is from RefSeq and is a predicted model, not a curated record. The transcript has 2 exons. Gene Ontology annotation, biological process: regulation of cyclin-dependent protein serine/threonine kinase activity; apoptotic process; negative regulation of cell population proliferation.
GGGUGCUUCCGAGCAGAAUGGGCCGGGGGCGGCGCUUCUCACCUCGCUUGUCACUGGGAGGCGACCGCUGGGGCGAGUGCGGCGGCUGGAGCGUGAGCAUGAGGUGCAGGUUCAGGGUGACGGUGCGGAUUCGGGGGCGCGCAGGUCGCCCACCCCGAGUGAAGGCUUUCGUGGUGCAGUUCCCGCGAUCCUCGCGACACCGGGCGGCGAGCCGCGAGCGGGCUGUCGUGGCCGUGCUGUUGAUGCUGGUGAGGAGCCAGCCCACAGGGCCGCAGCUGCAUCCCGACCAGGUGAUGAUGAUGGGCAACGCCCAAGUAGCCAACCUGCUGCUGCUCUACGGUGCGGAACCGAACCGCGAGGACCCAGCCACCCUCUCCAGACCGGUGCACGAUGCAGCGCGGGAGGGCUUCUUGGACACUCUGGUGGUACUGCACCAGGCGGGGGCGCGGCUGGAUGUGCGUGACGCCUGGGGUCGCCUGCCGGUGGACCUGGCCCGGGAGCGGGGCCAUCGCGAUGUCGUGCGGUAUCUGCGUGCGGCUGGGAGCGCUCCCCAAGGCAGCGGGCCAGCAGGCAUAGCUUCGGCUCAAGCACCCCCAGGUGAGCACCGCUUGAAAUCUGAGCGCUUCUGAAACUCAUUUACAGGUGGAAAAGUUGAGCAGGGUCUCCUGGCUGCCUUUACACAGUCAAGUUGUGGGACAACCUAAGAAGAUGCAACUCAAACGAUCCUGAGAACAUGGACGCUGUCCCAUAAAUUCCAGCUUUACCCACCCACUUACCCCCCAGUCAAGGCCUAGGCUGGAAGGCAGGAGGGCCAGAGGUCUAGGGUUCAGUUCGCACUGUGGAGCAGCAGCAGGGACUCGCUGCCACUUACAGAGCCUCGGUUUUGUAGCUUCGCCUGGCAGACUGAUUUCACAGUUUCCAAACCUCUAGACCCUGCCCUUCAGCUCUGUGUUGACAAAAGCAACUUUGUCAACCUUGGCCCUCUGCCUUCUCGGUGGAAAAUUUUCUACCCCGCCCCCCUGGGGGGAGUUUUGAGGGUAUCUGAGAUGGAGAUGUUGCAGUCCCCCCUUUUAAGGAAAAGAGACUUCUUUCUUUCCCGUCUUUUCAAGCUUUCCAUUACAUGACUAGAGGUUCAGCUGUUAAGAGUACACUUUCUGAGGCAGAAUUCGAUACCCAGCACCCACUUCA